AUGGCAGUGUCAGAACAGGAGCCUAUCGCCAUCAUUGGCAUGGCAUGCCGCUUCCCAGGCGGCUCAGACUCACCCUCGAAGCUAUGGGACUUGAUCCAGUCGCCACGCGACCUCUCCAAGCGUGUUCCUGCUGACCGUUUCGAUGCAACCGGAUUCUUCCACACCAAUGGCUCCCAACACGGCGCCUUGAACGCGCCAAACGCGUACUUCAUCGAAGAAGACGUGACCCGGUUUGACAACACCUUCUUCAACAUCCAACCAGCAGAGGCCGAGGCUAUCGACCCACAGCAGCGCCUAGUCAUGGAGACUGUUUACGACUCUCUGUGCGCCGGUGGCCAAACCAUUGAAGGUCUUCGGGGAUCUAACACAGCCGUGUAUGUUGGCAUGAUGUGUGACGACUGGGCUCAGAUCGUUAAUCGGGACUGGGACCUGGCCCCGACAUAUGCUGCCACGGGUGACAGCCGUGCCAUCAUCUCAAAUCGGGUCUCCUACUUCUUCGACUGGCACGGACCUAGCAUGACGAUUGACACGGCCUGCUCGUCCUCGUUGGUGGCAGUUCACCAGGGUGUGACAGCCCUGCGAAAUGGCGAAUGCCCGAUCGCCAUUGCGGCCGGCGCCAACCUGAUCGUGGCUCCUGGCAUGUUUAUCAAAGAGAGCAGCCUUCGCAUGCUGUCACCAACGGGCACCAGCAAGAUGUGGGAUGCUGCAGCUGACGGCUAUGCUCGCGGUGAGGGUAUUGCGGCCGUUGUGAUGAAGCCGCUUAGUGCGGCACUGAGAGACGGCGACCACAUUGACUGCGUGAUUCGCGGGACAGCUGUAAACCAGGACGGUAAGACGGCAGGUAUGACGAUGCCCAGCAACAUCGCUCAGGCACAGCUCAUCCGGGAUACCUAUGCCCGUGCCGGGCUUGACAUCAACGAUCCGAAAGAUCGCCCCCAGUUCUUCCACGCGCACGGCACUGGUACGCAAGCCGGUGACCCGCAGGAAUCGGAAGCCAUCGCGCGAUCCUUGUUCGGGCAUGGCAAGCCGACUGAUACGCUAUAUGUGGGCUCUAUCAAGACCGUUGUCGGACACACCGAGGGUGCCGCCGGCCUUGCCAGUGUGAUCGGCUCUGUCAUGGCCAUGCAGCAUGGCAUCAUCCCCCCCAAUCUUCAUUUCAAGAGGCUAAGUGACAAAGUCGCCCCGUUCUACGAUAACCUCAAGAUUCCUACCUCCGCCACGCCCUGGCCGAGUACGCUUCCCGGCCAGCCGCGCCGAGUUAGUGUCAACAGUUUCGGGUUCGGUGGCACCAAUGCACAUGCCAUUCUCGAGUACUAUGAGCCUCAAACACCGAACAACAAGGCCGCUGCUGCUGCUGUGCCAGCAUUUACGCCACUCACCAUUUCGGCUGCUUCUUCGUCUACCAUCCGCGCCACUCUCGAUGACCUACGGACCUACCUCCAGGGGAAUCCGGACACUAACAUGCGCGACUUGGCUUACACACUACAGACACGCCGGUCGACGCUCCCUUUCCGCAAGCCCAUCUUUGCUGCUGACAUUAACGAGGCCGUCAAGAGGAUUAAUGGGCUGCUCGCCGACGCCGAUGCCGGCGGUAGCGAACUGACUACUCGUUAUUUCGACGUAUCCAAGCCCUCUAUUCUCGGCGUGUUCACUGGCCAAGGAGCCCAGUGGGCGCGAAUGGGAGCAAGGCUCAUAGAGGAAUCGCCGUUUGCUGCCCAGCGCAUUGCCGAGCUUCAGCGAGCCCUGGCCACGCUCCCCGAUGGCGACCGACCCGACUGGACGCUGAGCGGGCAACUCCUUGCCAACCCCAAGUCCUCUCGGAUGUCCGAAGCAACCAUAUCUCAGCCGAUAUGCACAGCCGUACAGAUCGUACUCGUGGACCUACUCAGGGCCGCGGGCAUCCAGUUGCGUGCUGUAGUAGGUCACUCAUCCGGCGAGAUCGGCGCUGCGCUGGCCCGCGCUGGAGGCCCUGGUGCUAUGAUGGCUGCCGGUGACGAAGAUGCCAUCGACGAGGCUGUCGCCAUCUUCAAGGACGAAGGCAAGUUUGCGCGCCGGUUACAAGUCGACACGGCAUACCACUCUGCCCACAUGAAGCCGUGUGCGGAGCCUUAUCUCGCUGGCCUCGCAAGGGCUGGCUACGCUGUGGAGGAGGGCAACGGCACAAAGUGGUUCUCCAGUGUCGUCGAGGGCGGUCGUGUCAUGACUAAAGAGGACGUCCAGUCUCCCCAGUACUGGGUUGAAAAUAUGGCCAACGCCGUCUUGUUCGAGCCGGCCGUAUCGCAGGCAGUCACUGAAGCCGGGCCGAUGGACUUGGCCAUUGAGUACGGUCCCCAUCCCGCGCUCAAGGGUCCGGCCCUCGAUACGAUAGAGCAUGCAACCGGGCACAAAAUUCCCUAUACGGGACUGCUAGCCCGGAAAAAGGACGACGUAGAAACUCUGGCAUUGGCUGUCGGUUUCAUUUGGACGCACCUGGGUGCCUCGUCGGUGAACUUUGACGAGUUUGAGAAGCUGAUUUCUGGUGCUGCGUCGUUGCCCAAGCAGCCCCUGACCAACCUCCCGACCUAUCCCUUUGACCACUCCCGUUCUUUCUACUCGCUCACCCGCUUCUCGGGCGCCCACCGACACCUACAUGCGCUGCCACACCCGCUCUUGGGGCGACGGUUGGUAGAGACGGAGACGGCCGACGAGGUCUCAUGGCGCAAUGUCCUGCGUCCCUCCGAGAACAGCUGGCUCCAGGGCCACGCAUUACAGGGCCAAAGUGUCUUCCCCGCGAUGGGCUUUGUCUCCUUGGCCGUAGAAGCCGUCGCCGCUGCUGCUGCUGGCCGCAAGCUGGGGCUCAUCUCCAUUGAAAACGCCGUCAUUGGCCGCGCUCUCUCGUUUGAUGACGAAAGUGCUGGCAUGGAAACCAAGGUGACACUGAGCUUGGUGCGGUCCACCGACGACGAACUCUCCGGCCGCAUUACCUGCCACUCUGGCCGGCCGUUUGAUAGUGGCACACCGUUAACCCUCAACUUCAGCGCUACUAUCACGGCUACCUUGUUCGAAGCCGGGUCAGACACGCUGCCUGCAGUUCGCCAUGACGAGAUCAACCUGGUGGAGGCGGAGCCCGAACGCCUGUACUCACAGUUCACCAAGUUGGGCUAUACCUACGGCUCGCCGUUCACAGGUGUGCGGGCGAUCCACCGCAAGAUGGGCUGGGCCAUGGGCGAGAUCGAGGACGAGUCUGGCAACGGCUGGGAGGAUAAGCUCUUGGUCCACCCGGGCUGGCUCGACUCGGCCAUCCAGACGGGCUUCGCCGCCUACAGCCACCCGCACGACAACCGUCUCUUUACUCUCUGCGUGCCAACGACCUUCCGCUCCAUCGUCAUAAACCCAUACUUUUGCAACACUAGCGAGGCUCGUGACCGCACCCUACAGUACCAGACAUCCACUCGUGCGACGCCUGAGGGCCAUAUGAUGGUUGAUAUUGACGUGUACUCUGGCGGGUCAGCACAAGCGCACCCGUUUGUUCAGUUUGAGUCGGUUGAGCUCCAACCGUUUGCGGCGCCAACACCUCGUGACGAUGCUGUCAUUUACACCCGCUACGACUACCGCCUGGCUGCCCCUGAUGCCAAUGUGGCCAUGAAGGGCGAAGAGAGCGACGAUAAGGGAGUGUCAUCAUCUGAAAACGACACAGCCUUGCUGGCAGCCGAGCGUGUGGGCUUCUUCUAUCUACGCCGCCUCCACGAGACUAUGACGCAGUGGGAGAAGGCCGAUGCCCUGGGCCAUCACCAGAACUUGCUGGACUUUGCUGCUCGCACGGUAGAAACUGUUUCGCGAGGGGAUCAUCCCUACGUGCCGCAGGAGGCGCUCAAGGACACGGCAGCUUUUGUCAACUCUCUCAUCGCCAAGCACCACAAGCACGACUACAUGCGGCUGUUGGAGGUGGCGGGCAGCCAUCUGGCUGAUGAGAUCCGCGCUGGUGGCAGCAUCCUGGAGCACCUGGCCAAGGACGAGCUGCUGAGCCGGUUCUACCAGCAGCUGACGGCGCAGCCGGGACAGGAGAACGCAAACGUGUGGUACGCCCGCGUUGCCGCCCAGAUCGCCCACCGGUUCCCGCGCAUGCAUAUCCUCGAGAUUGGAGCGGGAACUGGAGGUGGUUCGACUACCUCGAUCCUACCCGCCCUUGGCGAUGCCUUCUCCUCUUACACUUACACUGACGUCUCGGCCGAGUCCUUGGAGGGCGUCCAGCACCGUUUCCGUGACUUGGCCGAUCGCUUGGUGGUCACGACAUACGAUAUUAACCAACCACCAGCGGAGCAGGGACUAGGGGAAGGCUCAUUCGAUGUCGUGCUGGCGUCGGCAGCCCUGCAUGCCGCCGUCGACUUGGACGAGACGCUUGCCAAUGUGAGGAAGCUCCUGAGGCCUGGCGGCUAUCUAGUUGCGUUGGAGAUCAACAGCAACGACUCCCUGAGCCUAAGCACCAUUCUCGGCGGUCUACCCGGGUGGUGGGCCGACAGCAAUGGGCCAUCUCUGCCAUUGGAUCAUUGGGAUUCACUAACACGCCGACACGGCUUCAGUGGCAUCGACACGACCACCCCCUUUUCCACCGGCAGCAAGAACAAGCUGCAAUGGUUCUCCGCCUUUGCCAGCCAGGCCGUCGAUGACCGUGUUAAUAGUCUGCGUGCUCCCCUAGCCGCUCCCGCUCCGACCCAGGGCACCGGCCAGCUGGUCAUUGUAGGCGGACGCACAGAAGCCAUUGCCAAGCUGGCUAAGGGUGUAAGUGCCCUGAUUAGCCCGCGCUACGCAGCCGUCACGUUCCUCGAGUCUAUUGAAGAACUCGACGGGUACGACCUGGCCUCUGGGAGCUCUGUUCUCUGCCUGACGGAGCUGGAGGAGCAGCUCCUCGAGACUCGAACCGAGCCCAAGAUUGAGGGCCUAAAGACACUCUGGCGGAACGGCCAUGCUAUCCUCUGGGCCACACGUGAGGCCCGCGCUGAGCGUCCAUACUCGUCCAUCAUCCUCGGAGUGUCCCGUGUUCUCCGCCACGAAUAUCCGACCAUCACUCUGCAGUUACUCGACUUCGACGCCGCCACGGAACCAACGUCGGAGGUUCUCGCCGAUGCCCUGCUGCGCCUUGAGUUGGGCGCACGCUUCAAGAAGGAGGAGGAAACCAAUGUCCUCUGGACCAUCGAGCCCGAGUACCACUACGUCAACGGCCAAUUGUUCAUCCCGCGACUGCUCCCUUACACAGAGGCCAACAACCGGUACAACACCUACCGCCGCGCUGUGUAUGAUGAAUUCGAUCCGCGCGAGACGACCAUGGUGCUCGAGCCAGCAGCUGACGGCAAUACCGUUACUCUCCGAGUCGAGCAGUCGCUGCUACAAGUCCUCAAGAUCCGCGAGGUUGGCUAUUUCACCUUGUUUGUCGGCACCGAGGCCGAGACGGGUCAACGGCUCCUCGCGCUGGCCGACACUGCUGUCGAGUCCCGAGUACGUGUGCCCACCGAAUGGACGGUGCCUCUACCGGCUAGCAAGAAUGGGAAUAUUAAUAGUAGCACCUCUCUCGGCGGUGUUGCCGCAUAUCUCCUUGCGCAGACCAUCCUCGCCACCGCACCACGCUCCGGAACUGUGCUGGUGCAUGAGGCCGACCAGCUCCUCAAGGACGCCCUGGUCAAAGAGGCAGCCAGACAGGACCUGCAAGUUGUCUUUACAACAGCGACGAAGAAUCACGCAGAUGCCAAUGGUUCCUCACCGUACAUUUUUAUCCAUGAGAAGCUCCCUACGCGGCUGGUACGCACGCUUUUGCCGCGCAAUGUCUCUCUCCUGAUCGACCUGUCUCCCGAGCCUGCGUCUGCCAGUUCUGACCUUUUGCCCGGCCUGUCUCCCCACGCAGACGCAGACGACGUGGAGCAGGUCGGUCGAGCGCUCAAGGAGGCUUGGAAGAAGGGAGGAUCAUCAUCGACAAACGAGCAGGUUCCCGUAUUGGCACUCCAGGAUGUCGCCUCCUCACCUGCCGUGCACACCAAGCUCAGCGUCGUCUACUGGGCCACGACCUCAUCGGUGCGAGCUCUUGUACGGCCCAUCGACCAUGGCACCAUCUUCCGCGCUGAUGGCACUUACUUGCUUGUCGGCCUGACCGGCGAGUUAGGCCAGUCGCUGUGCGCUUGGAUGGUAGCCCAUGGGGCGCGGAACCUGGUACUCUCUAGCCGGCGGCCCAAGGUGAGCCAGCGGUUUAUGGACUCGUGCGCGGCUGAGGGAGCGACUAUCAAGGUCAUGUCGAUUGAUGUGACACGCCGCGAGUCUCUACGCCAGGCUCUUGACGAGAUCCGCGCCGAGUUGCCGACCAUCAUCGGCGUCGCCAACGGCGCCAUGAUGAUCGACGACGCCCUGUUUGACGACAUGAAAUUCGAGUCCCUACAGAGGACAGCCCCGCCCAAGAUUGAAGGCUCCGUAGUCCUAGACGAGUUCUUUUAUGACACGCCGCUCGACUUCUUCAUCCUAUUCACCUCGCUGGCCAACGUCGUUGGUAACACGGGCCAGUCGGCCUACAUCAUGGCCAACCAGUUCAUGGCCGCGCUCGCAGCCCAGAGGCGCAAUGUGAGAGGCGUCGCGGGCUCUGACAUUGCCAUCAGCUCCAUCCAGGGCCUGGGCUAUUUCGAGCACGCCAACCACCUGGACAAGGACCACUUCACGCGUAUAGGCUACCGCAACGUUUCUGAGCAGGACUUCCUCGGGCUCUUCGCCGAGGGCAUCCUCGCCGGCCGGCCAGGUCAGAAGGGCGGCUCCGAGGUGUGCACCGGCGUGUCGCCCUUCCGCGAGGGCGCCACAUUGCUCGCCAACCCCUGCUUCAGCCAUCUCCUGCUACACGACGCCGCUGCCAUCCGGGGCGGGCGUGGUGGUGGUGCUGGCAAGACGGAGCGUCCACGCGCCCGUCUUGCUGCUGCCAAGUCUGCUACUGAGGCAAAGAGCAUCAUCAGAGAAGCCUUUAUCGAGCGGUUGAAGCGCAUCCUCAUGAUCCCUCAAGGCGAGAGCGUCAACGAGAUGGUGACGCUCGUGGAACAGGGAGUGGACUCCAUCAUGGCGGUUGAGGUCCGCACCUGGUUCCUUCAGGAGUUCAGCAUCGACCUUCCUGUGCUCAAGAUUCUGGGCGCUGGGUCGACUCUCGAGUCUAUACUUGAUGAUGCGGUCAGCGGCAUCCCCGCCGACAUCCUGGACUUAGAAAAGGUGGGCAGUGACGGCGGCAAUCCUCCUGUUGCUACCGCUGCUGCCCCUACUCCUGCUCCUGUUCUUGUUCCUGUUCCUGCUCCAGCUCCAGCUAAAGCGUCUUUCCCACCCACCAAGAAAUCGACGGAGACCUCGUAUAGUUCAGAGUCAGGUAGUCUGCCAGCCACUUCGACGCCCCGAUCGCCGCUUGACACGCCUCUGGAGACACCUCUGGGAGACGAUGUCGACCAUAAGAAACCUACGGCCCAGUCACUGGAGAGACAGCUUGAAGAAGCGAGGCGCGAAAAGAUCAUCGCCUCCAUCAAGCUGCCGGAACACACCGAGCCCAUGACGUUUGGGCAGAAGCGCUUCUGGUUCCUGAGCCACUAUAUUGAUGAUCCCACUACGUUCAAUAUUGCCUACCAAUUCAAGCUCACAGGCCGCAUCCGCAUCGACGAUCUCGCCAAGGCCGUCGAGUCGGUAGCGCAGAGGCACGAGGCCCUGCGCACGCGUUUCUUCUGGUCCGACGACGACAGCAGGACGCCCAUGCAGGGUAUCCUGUCGAAAUCCUUUGUGCGUCUGGAGACAGCCACGAUCCAUUCAGAGGCCCAGGCGGCCGAGGAGCUCGACGCCAUGCGUGACCACAAGUGGGAUCUCGGCGAUUGGGGCCAGCUUCGACUACGACUGCUCUCGCUCUCUGACACACGGCAUUACCUGCUCAUGGGAACACACCACAUCUCGAUGGACGGUCACAGCAUGAACAUGCUGAUGCUCGACAUCAACCAAGUCUACAGCAACCGCGGCCGACCGUUGGCACCGCUGCCCGAUGCCUCACAGGCCCGUUCCUUUGGCAAGCAGCAACUCCUCGCGUACAAGACCGGCAAGCUCCAGCCAGCCAUCGAUUACUUCCGCCGUACACUCCAGGCCGUAGACCUCGCACGUCCCAUCGAGCUACUCUCCUUUGCUCGCUCCCAAGUUCGCCAGCCGCUCCAGGAUUACAAGAUCAACAUUGCUCGGAUCCGUCUCGACGCCCAGACAGUCGCCAAGUUGAAGCAGCUCACGCGGAGCAGCAAGGCCACGUCGUUUCAUGGCUACUUGACCAUUCUACAGGCACUUCUGUUCCGGCUGCUGCCCGCUGAGACAACGGACAAAAUUGUCAUAGGUGUCGCUGACGCCAACCGGCUCGACAGCAACUUCAUGGGCAGCAUCGGGAAUUUCUUGAACGUGCUCCCCCUGGUGUUCAAUCGUAGCCCCGGCGGCCAGACGUUCGGGCAGGCCGUCGAGGAGACACGCAAGAACGUGUACAGCGCGCUGGAACACUCGGCCCUACCCUUUGAUUUGUUGCUGGACGAGCUGGCCGCACCGCGCUCCAAUGCAUACCCACCUGUAUUCCAAGUGCUGAUGGACUAUAAGCUAUUUACCAAAGAGCAGGCGGAGAUGCCCUGGGCUGGAUGCAGGGUCGGCGAGCACCAGUGGCAUGCGGCGAGAGGCCCAUACGACAUUGCACUAGAGAUUGUCGAUGACGGCGAGGGAGCCUUGCUGGCUUUGCAUAUGCAAGGGGCUCUGUACAGCCAGGAGGCCACGGACUUGUUCCUGCGAAGCUAUGUUAAUGUCUUGAGAGAGUUUGUGAAGCAGGGCGGCGACAUAGCAAAGGUGGACAAAUGGGACAAGGCUGAUGUGAAGAAGGCGUUGACACUCGGCAAGGGCACUGACAUGCCACUCGAAUGGCCUGUCACCAUCGCCCACCGUCUUGACCAGGUCAUCGCCCAGAACCGCGAUAGCGUCGCUGUUAAAGAUGGCUUUGGCCAUGUAUAUACCUACGCUGCGUUGGAUGAGCGGGUUGAAAGCAUUGCGCGUGCCCUUGUUGAGAAGCUGCCUGAUCAAAGCAACGAACAGUCCGUUGUUGGCGUGUUCCAGACUCCAUCUGCCGACUGGAUUGCUUCCAUGAUUGCUAUCCUUCGUGUCGGUGCCGUCUAUCUGCCAUUGGAUCUGAAAGUCUCCAUCCCGCGCCUGAAGGGCUACGUCAAAACGGCGCGGCCGGCGGUCAUCCUGUCCGACAGUGACACGGCAGCACGCACGCCGGAGAUUGGGGUUGGAGCUGAAGACGGGGUAGCUGUCAUCAACAUAUCUGAUCUCCCCGCCACGGCUCAUGAGAGCUCGGAGAGAAUCGCAACGGUAGCCCGUCAGGAUCGCACUGCCUACAUCAUCUUCACCAGCGGGUCGACCGGCGAACCCAAGGGCAUCGCUGUCAAGCAUGCCAGCAUCCGCACCAUGGUUGAGGGCUUCGUGCGAGAGUGGGACAUUGCCACCCUUGGCCGCGUCGUGCUCCAGCAGUUUGCCUUGACCUCUGAUGGCUCGUUGAAGCAGAUCUUCUCCGCCAUCGCUACGGGCGGCUGCCUUGUUGUCGCUCCCGCCGACGCCCGCGGCGACCCGGCCGAGCUGACACGUCUGAUGGCCGAGCACGGCGUGACCAUGACCGUAGCAACGCCUUCCGAGUACAGCAUGUGGUUCCGCUUUGCGCCAGAUGGUCUGCGCCGUUGCACGGCCUGGACUUCUGCCUGGUUUGGCGGCGAACGCUCGCCCCAGAGUCUCCUGGACUCGUUCCGCGGCUUGAGCCGUGUGCUGCCGAAUCUGCGCUUCUAUACCACAUACGGGCCUACGGAGGCGACCGUGUCUACCAUGAAGGGCGUUGCCGAUGUACAUGAUCCUAACCUGACCGUUCCCAUCCCGGGUCGCAUCCUGCCCAACUACGCCGUCUACAUUAUGGACGAGGAAUCGCGACCCGUGCCGAUCGGUGUGCCGGGAGAGAUUGUCAUCGGCGGCGCCGGUGUUGGCCAGAAUGAAUACCUUGGCAGGCCGGACGUGACGGCGAAGCAGUUCCACGCGGACCCGUUCGCACCCCAGGAUAAAAAGGCCACCGGUUGGGGCCGCAUGUACUUUACUGGCGAUUAUGGGCGGCUUGACACCCGCGGCUACAUCGCCAUCGAGGGCCGCGUCGCCGGUGACGCCCAGGUCAAGGUCCGCGGAUUCCGCAUUGAGCUGGCAGAGAUUGAGGGAAUCAUCAUGAGGGAAGCUGCCGGCACGUUUGCCCACGCCGUGGUGACUCUGCGUGCUGGCGAGGGCGACCAUGAUGGACUCCUUGUUGCGCAUGUGGUGCUCGAGAACAAGGGCAUGGGCGAGACGCAAGUUACCAAGACGAUUAACCAGCUCCGCACGCAACUGUCCAACUCCCUCCCGAACUACAUGGUCCCAGCCAUCAUCGUACCUGUUGACGAGGUUCCCCUUACUGCCCACGGCAAGGUCGACCGCAAGGCCGUGCAGGCUCUCCCUCUCCCAGAGAUUAAGACGUCCAGCGCUGAACAGCAAGAGCAGCAGAAGAACUUCACACCCGCCGAGCGCCGCCUUGCUGACCUUUGGACUGAGUCCGACUUCUUCCGCGUCGGCGGCAACUCGUUGCUGCUGGUCAAACUGCAAUCCGUCAUUAAGCGCGUGUUUGGUGACGCACCGCGCCUAGGCUUACUCAUGAAAGCGUCUGAGCUUGGCAGCAUGGCGACACUGCUGGAGAGCCAAGGGUCCGCCCCUGAUUGGGACAAAGAGAUUGCGUUGGACUUGUUAGAUGAUGAUGUCGGAGCAACGGUGCAGCGGACAGGCGAUUCAAACAGCGCCGGUCACGGACUCCGCGUCCUGGUCACCGGCGCAACGGGAUCUCUGGGGAAGAGCGUAGUCCCUCAUUUAGUAGCUGAUGAGCGCGUCGCACAGAUCUUGGUUCUAGCUCGGCCUGCCGAGGGUAGGGACCUGACAAACCUCUUCCCCGGCCUCUCGAGCAAAAUACGUGUGGUGGAAGCCGAGCUGCCGUCUUUGCCUGUUGAUGACGCCUCAGAGCUGGAAGAGAUCGAUGUCAUCCUUCACAUGGCCGCCGACCGCAAUUUCUGGGACGGCUACGGUGCUCUCAAAGCCGUCAACGUGAACUCUGCCAAGGCGCUCGCGAAGCUGGCCCUCCGCACUGGCGCCACGCUGCACGUCUUGAGCUCAGGUGCCCUGGCGGAUUAUGAGGCUGACGGCGACAGUAGUGGCCUACCACGUCCGGACCCUGCCCACGGCUACGUCGCGUCCAAGUGGGUGGCCGAGCGGUACCUCGCCGAUGCGGCGCGCCGGGCCGGUCUGCGGGUCACGGCGCAUCGGCCCACACCGGCUCCCUCCGCUGGUGAUGCACCGGUCGACCAGCUGACGCCGGGCGAAGACGCUCUGGUUCGCGCCUAUCUUGUCAACUCGCUGCGUCUCGGUGUACGACCCGAUUUUGCCAAACUCGGCGGCACAUUUCACGUUGCGCCGGUCAACGACGUGGCUGCCGCUGUAGCUGCCGCCGUCACCGCAGGUCAUCACGAGAAGUCGGAAGAGAAGGCGCUACGCUUUAUCAGCUACCCUGGCACAGCGACCCUUCGAACUGACGUCACUUCGGCGCAUGCGGAGGAGUUGUUUAGGAGACCUGAGAAUGAGGCUGUGCUGAAGCUGCCAACCGUCCCGGCGUUGCACUGGGUUGGUAUGGCGAAACGCGCUGGACUGUUUGAGUGGUUUAUUACCUCUCAGGAAUUGGUAGUAGCUGAUGACGAGGGGCGAAGAGUUGUUUCAAAGCGGUAG
Trichoderma breve is the source of this 11823-nucleotide messenger RNA. RefSeq names its product AMP-binding enzyme domain-containing protein. NCBI's taxonomy places the organism in Eukaryota, Fungi, Ascomycota, Sordariomycetes, Hypocreales, Hypocreaceae. The record is from RefSeq and is a predicted model, not a curated record. The coding region runs from base 1 to 11823 and encodes 3940 amino acids. Gene Ontology annotation, biological process: fatty acid biosynthetic process; secondary metabolite biosynthetic process. The transcript is spliced from 12 exons. Gene Ontology annotation, molecular function: fatty acid synthase activity; phosphopantetheine binding; 3-oxoacyl-[acyl-carrier-protein] synthase activity.